This is a messenger RNA of Saprolegnia diclina VS20, 480 nucleotides long. RefSeq lists its product as hypothetical. The record is from RefSeq and is a predicted model, not a curated record. Gene Ontology annotation, biological process: positive regulation of transcription by RNA polymerase II. Lineage: Eukaryota; Oomycota; Saprolegniomycetes; Saprolegniales; Saprolegniaceae. Gene Ontology annotation, molecular function: transcription factor binding. Bases 1 to 480 code for a protein of 159 amino acids. The transcript has a single exon.
AUGAGCGACGAUGACGACGUCGUGGUCGUCGGCGCCCGUCCUGCACCACCGUCGGACGACGACAUCAUUGUCACAGACGCCGCUGGCAACCCGAUCGUGAUCAUGCGGCCGAUCGUACCCUCGAGUGGUCGGCGGCAUCGUGGGCGACGCCGGCCGCCGCCACCGCCCGUGGCCGACGCCGACGUGAUUGAGCUCCUCUCCGACGAUGAAGAUGCCAGCCCGCGCGUCGUACUCGAUCCACAAGCACAGGCGCGCGCCAACGCGUUGGAGGAGAACCGGAAGCGCGAGCGCAUCGUCGAGGCAGCCAAGGCCAAGAUGCGAUGUCCCUUAUGUCUCGACCCGUACCAGGAAAUGGCAUCGACGACGUGCGGCCACGUCUUCUGCAAAGAAUGCAUUACGUUGGUCGUCGCCAAGAUCCACAAGUGUCCGCUCUGCCAACGCAAGCUCGCGACGCGAGACAUCCACGCCAUCUUUCUCUAA